This is a messenger RNA of Anoplopoma fimbria (sablefish), 3904 nucleotides long. It is a transcript of the gene mcm9, whose product is annotated as minichromosome maintenance 9 homologous recombination repair factor. Bases 126 to 3773 code for a protein of 1215 amino acids. The transcript is spliced from 15 exons. Gene Ontology annotation, cellular component: MCM complex; nucleus. Gene Ontology annotation, molecular function: single-stranded DNA helicase activity; ATP binding; single-stranded DNA binding. Lineage: Eukaryota; Metazoa; Chordata; Actinopteri; Perciformes; Anoplopomatidae. The record is from RefSeq and is a predicted model, not a curated record. Gene Ontology annotation, biological process: double-strand break repair via homologous recombination.
CCUGCUCCCAGCUCAGCCCGCGCAAUACAAGCCGCGUGUUUACAGCUGCGUCUGUGAAGAUAAUCAGGUUUCCUACGACAGAAGGCUUCUGACAUCGUAAGGUGUUCGGAUCACAUCACUUCACUAUGAUAAGCCCUGAUCAGGAGGCCCUGAUUGGCAGGGUGUUUGAAACCUAUCUGACAGAUCAUCAUCAUGGGGACAUUCUCCAGCUUAUUGCAGAUACUAAAGAAGAGACCCAUCGCGCUGUGGUUAUUAAUGCCAUGACUUUGUUUGAAGCCAAUAUGGAGGUUGGGGAUUAUUUCAACGCCUAUCCCCAUGAUGUCCUGGCUCUAUUUGAUAAAGUGUUACACAGAACAGCACUGGAGUUAUCACGUUAUGGAGGACAAAGUGCAACAGAGAGAAUUGGACAUACUCUUCAUGCCCGCAUUACAGGUCUGCCAGUGUGCCCAGAGCUGACAAGAGACACCAUUCCCAGGUCCAGAGAUGUAGGACACUUUCUGUCUGUCACUGGUACUGUCAUACGCACCAGUGUUGCCAAGGUUUUGGAAAACGAGCGUGAUUACAUGUGCGCAAAAUGUCGUCACGUUUUCACAGUGCAGGCUGAUUUUGACCAGUUCUACGUCUUUGUCCCACCUUUGGCCUGUCCUAAUCCUGAUGGCUGUAAUUCGUUCAAAUUCAGCUGUCUGUCUGGAGGAUCUGAGCCUGCUGCCUGCAGGGACUUCCAAGAGAUCAAGAUACAAGAGCAGGUGCAGAGGCUGUCAGUGGGCAGUAUUCCUCGCUCUAUGCUGGUGGUUCUGGAGGACGACCUUGUCGACAGUUGUAAAUCUGGAGACGAUGUGACUGUUUACGGGGUGAUGUGCCAGCGCUGGAAGCCCUUUUAUGAUGGUAUUCGUUGUGAUGUGGAGCUGGUCCUCAAAGCUAACAACAUAGAAGUGAACAACCAGCAGACUGCUGCUGCUCUUCUCAUGAAGGAUGUUCAGAAAGAGUUUGAAGACUUCUGGAAUAACUACAAAUAUUAUCCCAUAGCUGGUAGGAACCAGAUCUUGUUGAGCCUGUGCCCACAGGUAUUUGGCAUGUAUGUGAUUAAACUGGCGGUUGCCAUGGUCUUGGCUGGUGGGGUGCAGAGAGUAGAUUCUUCGGGGACCAAGAUCAGGGGGGAGUGUCAUAUGUUGCUUGUUGGCGACCCUGGCACAGGGAAGUCUCAGUUCCUAAAGUAUGCAGCUAAGAUCAUGCCUCGCUCUGUACUCACAGCUGGAAUUGGAUCAACAAGUGCAGGUCUGACCGUAGCAGCAGUGAAAGACGGAGGUGAUUGGCAUCUGGAGGCAGGAGCCCUGGUCCUGUCAGAUGGUGGUUUGUGCUGCAUUGAUGAAUUCAACAGUAUCAAGGAGCACGACCGCAUCAGCAUCCAUGAAGCUAUGGAACAACAGUCUAUUAGUGUGGCCAAAGCCGGUAUGGUGUGUAAGCUGAAUACUAGAACCAGCAUCCUGGCAGCUGCCAACCCCAAAGGCCAAUACGAUCCCAACGAGCCGCUGUCUGUGAAUGUGGCUCUGGCCAGCCCUUUGCUGAGUCGCUUUGACCUGGUUCUAGUUCUGCUGGACACCAGAAAUGCAGAGUGGGACCACACCAUCUCCUCUUUCAUUUUGGAGGACAGAGGGCUGCCUGCUGAGUCUGCCAGCGUGUGGUCCAUGGAGAAAAUGAAGGCUUACUUCAGCGUGAUUAAACGCUUGCAGCCACAACUGUCUGAAGAGGCCAACAUCAUCUUGACCCGUUACUACCAGCUGCAGAGACAGAGUGAUGGCCGCAACGCUGCUCGCACCACCAUCCGCAUGCUGGAGAGUCUUAGCAGACUGGCUGAAGCCCACGCUAGGCUCAUGUACAGAGAGACAGUCACCAUAGAGGAUGCUGUCAUGGCUGUCUCUGUCAUGGAGUGCUCCAUGCAGGGCGGCGCGCUGCUGGGGAAUGUGAAUGCAUUACUCACCUCUUUCCCUGACGACCCUGGUCAGCAGUAUCAGAUUCAGUGUCAGAUAUUGCUCGAAGGGCUGAACCUGCCACUGAUCCUUCAGAAGGAGAUGGACAGACAGGCCAGGCUGAAGAGCAGCACCUCAGAGGCCUCCCACAUUGAACCACCAACUGAUAAUUACCAACAACAACUCAGAGACACAAACUCCAUCAACAAAACACACUUCCAUGACAUCACCAGUUACAAGAGUGAUGUCACACUGGACAGUGGCUUGGACUGGUUCCAUUCCAUCAGUUCAUCACUGUCGCCACAUGGUAUGGCCUCGUCCAUAGUGACAUCAGCUCCAGAAAACUGCAGUUGGUCAGACAUGUCUAAAACAACCAUACUGCCAAGCUCUCCAACUGAGAAGGGCAUUUUAAGUAACACUAGUACAUCAUUAAACCAUGAUGAUGUUUCAAUUCCAUUGGGAAUAAUUACCUCUGCGUCACAAGAAGAAAACAUUAAAGAAAGAAGCUCUAUAAUCCAAAAGCAGAUGAAGCAGUCUGAGGGACAUAACGAUACAAAACAUCUUGAGUCAUUGGGGUGUGUAUUUCAGAAAGUCUCAAAGAAUCUGAAAGACAGAAGAAGGGAGCUGAAGCUGAAUCCUCAGAAGGGAGAGAGGGUGAAGUCUGGAGAUGCAAGUAAAGAUUUGACUGAUGUUUUAGAUUCCCACACUAGCACCUUACGUUCAUCGGCUAAGAAGAGCCCCUCAAAUAACCUAGUUCAGGGUACCCUGUCCCCUGGCAAAGGAAGUAGAUUUGUGACGGAAGACAAGAGGGACCAGACUGGAGAUAAGAACAUCAGAACUGUACUAAAGGAAAAGAUGGCAGUUGAAGCUGAAACGGGUAAAGAGCUGCAUGCAAAGUUGUCAAGCUUUAUAUUCAAACCAAGGAAGAUGAGGUCUUCAGUCCACAACCACAGCCUCAAUGCCAGCUCAGCCAUCAGUGCAGGGUUCCAAACUCAGUGUAACCCAGGCAGCAGAGAUCAUCACACCUACACAGAAAGCAGAAUGAGUGUACUAAAGCCAGUUAGUCAUGAUGACUCAGCCAACCCACUUACAGACACAGAGAGUAAGAAAAGACAGAACCAGUACCUAAAUCUUUUGGAAGGCGGAAACAGGAGAAAGCAGGUGAGCUGUGUCAGUGAGUUGGGAGAGACGAGAUCUGAAGCCACGUCUCAAGGAAAGACGGUGUGUGAAGAACAAAGACCCAGAGUCAACAACAGUGACGAGACUAAAGUGAAACCAAACACUUUCGUCAAUAUUCCAGCAUCUUCCAUAUCAGGCUGCACCAAGUCCACUAUCACCUCUUCUACCCUGGCUAAACUCUCAACAUUCUCAUUUGCCUGCACAGCUGAAACCAAAGUGGAAACAAAUCCUGGUACUGGAGUGAGAAAAACGCCAUUUCAAAGUGAUGGUGCUGAACACUCAAGAGCUAAUUCUAAAGACGCUCAACAGCAAACUUUAAAGAGCAAAGAAAAGGAUACAGAACUCACACCAGGACAGGGACAUGGACAAGGGACAGAGUCACCAACUAAAACAAUGUCUAAAAACCAAAGUAAGAGUGUAAACAUGGUGAAUAUUGCUCCUGUUGACUAUCAUAGUAGUGGCAAUCUGAAGAAGAGGAAGUGUUUUGAGCUGGGCCCUCCACCAAGUAGUGUUGGUGCUCCCAAGGGUCCGUUCUCAGGACUGUCUCUGUUUGACUCUGCUGAGUUAAGUCCUGAUGUUCUUGACAUUGACUGGGACCAAGAAGUUUCAAAGAAAGCCAAAAUGUGAAACCAUGGGCUAAUGUCACAAUGUUUUUGUGGACAACAAUGCAAUCAUGUUUUGCUGUGUGGCACAUCAAUUUAAUUAUUUGCCCGAUGUGUGAUUUAGUUACCUUCUGUAGUCUGAAAAUAAACCUGUUA